GGGCAGGUUUAAAGACUGAACUACUUCUGUUGACUGACGCCAGUUAAUGUUACACUAACAUCAUACUGUACUUUCGACUGGAGUUGACUUGGCUUCUUCGUCUCGCUUCUCCUUCUCUGAGCUUUACGUCUCGUUGAACUCAAUAUGACGGCAAUAAAAAUCAGGGUUGGGGCUGAUCCACGUGAGAAAUCCACUCCUCUUUUUUUAGACUUAUUUUGCCGCAGUCUUAUUAUCCUGUGUACAUUUCUGUCUGUCACCCUCUCAUCUAUUGCUGUGUGUGAUGGUCACUGGCUGCUCGACGGCCGCCGUAUGUGGGGCCUGUGGUAUUUCUGCUCACUGGAGGAGCACCAGGGCUCUGUGUUGGGGUCCCAGAGUUUUAAAGCGUCGUCUAACUGCACUAGACACCUGGAGGAGGCAGGGGUGGAUGGUCUGGGCGUGGGCUUGGCUGCGUGUCGUUCUGUGAUUACUCUGGCUGUGGUCAGUGCCAUAUUCGGACUGGAGUUGCUUGUGAUGUCACAGGCCAGUGAAGGGAGGGACUCCAGUCAACGCUGGAGCCUCGGGGCAUGGCUGGUGCUGCUGGCGGGUUUGAUGGCUGGCGGAGGGGUCACAACUUUUGUAGUCCUGUUAGGGGCAUCUGCAACGCUCUUUGGGUUUACUCUGACCUUCUGGGGCCAGUUCACUGCCACCUUCCUGUUCUUCCUCAAUGGAAUGGCAGCAUGGCACAUCCAGCAUAUUGAACCACUGCUGCUCAGUGGACAUCGUGACAAACUGUUGAAAUAAGGCCGACACAAACAAUAAUCUCUUUAAUACUUGGAGAAGCUGCAUUAGAAGCCACUGUCGGUUCAUCUCAAGCAGCUCUGCUCUGUAUCUGCAUUCUUUUGCAUCAAAACUGAUAAGUAAUUUUUAAGAUUUAUAAAUAAUGAGGAACCUUCUGAAAAGGCCAAAUGUACCAAUGUUAAUAUGAAGGAAUGUUCCAUUUCAAUUUUUCACAGGUGUUUUAUCUGGGUUUUGAAUUGCUUUGCAUUGUGUUUUAGGUUUGGAAGAAUUUUCUGUAAACUUGAAAAUUGGUGCAGGGCUGGUGUGGAAAUAAAUGUUUUACUAGUUU
Carassius auratus (goldfish) is the source of this 1105-nucleotide messenger RNA. RefSeq names its product voltage-dependent calcium channel gamma-like subunit. Gene Ontology annotation, molecular function: voltage-gated monoatomic ion channel activity; calcium channel activity. Lineage: Eukaryota; Metazoa; Chordata; Actinopteri; Cypriniformes; Cyprinidae. Gene Ontology annotation, cellular component: membrane. The record is from RefSeq and is a predicted model, not a curated record. The coding region runs from base 145 to 780 and encodes 211 amino acids. The transcript is spliced from 2 exons.